Messenger RNA from Rotaria sp. Silwood1, 939 nucleotides. The record is from the annotation of a GenBank genome assembly. Lineage: Eukaryota; Metazoa; Rotifera; Eurotatoria; Philodinida; Philodinidae.
AUGGUAUGUUACAUUUGUUUACAACAUAAUGAUCAUAAUGUUGUAUCAAGUUCAUUGGAAACACAUGAAAUUAUACUUAAAUAUUCAAAUUUAUUUGAUUUUGAUCAAUUAUUCAUUUCAACCCAAAUUGGAUCUAUAGAAGAAAAUCGUGUUAGUGAAGCCUUAAAAACAGAUAUUACAUAUCUUUUAUCUUUAUGUGAACACGGUAAUCUACAUGUACGUGGUGCAUGUGCAAAUUUACUUGUUACAUUAAUUCCAACAACAAAUCAUCUUUUAACACUAUCAUCAUUAUCAAAUUCUUUUAUUAAUCAAUGUUCACUUGUAUCAACUGAUUCACAAGAUAGUUCAAGAUUAUAUGUCUUAAUGAUAAUAAUGGACGUUCAUGCAUUUACAAUCAUAGGAAUUAAAUUAUUAGAAGAUUCUAUUCAACAUACUACAAGUUCCUGUAUUCUUGCUAAAUUUGCUCUAGCUCAACUUAUAGAUGAUAUUGAUUUUCGAAUAUUAACUUAUCUUGAACAACAAUUAAAACAACAGUACCCUGAUAUACGUGUUCGUCAAGCAAUUACUUCGACUUUUGCUAAGUUUGUUGAUCACAAUUCAUUUUUACCAUGUCAAUGGAUAUAUAAAAUUCAUCAUUCAUUACAAGCUCAAGCAUCAACUCGAAUACAAAUUGUUUAUCAACAACAAUUCGACCAAUUUUUUCAUAAUCAAUAUGAUGAACUUCGUUUAUUUAUAAAUUUUUUUAAACAUCCCUUUAUAUUACAUGAUCUUAAUAAUUUAAUCUUUUCAAAUUUAUCAAAUCUCAGCAAACGAAAAAAUGUUUUGAAAGUAGCACAAAUGAUUCAAAAUGAAAAAGAUUCAUCAACAACAUCAAAUACAGACAAAGUUAAAAAAGUUAAUCAUACACAAUUAGGUACUUUUGGAAAUUAUCCGAAUUAA